AUAAUACCCCUAUCUGGCUGUCUCUCUGGGCUUCUCUCCCCUGUAACAGAUACAAGAAUACCAUACUUUAGCCUCAAUUGAAGCAACAGAGGUUUAAAUGCUUUCAGCUCAACCACUGUAUUCAGAUACUGCUGGAACAGCAGAGCAUUCAAGCUCAGACAGCCGCGAACUGAAAACCCAAGCCUACAAAAAAGGGAGAGCGAAAGACAGAAGGAAAGAAAGAAAGCAGGAAACCCAACGUCAACAAUCCCAUAACUCGCUCCAGCUCAUUCAUUUUUCUUCUCCCGGCAGCUCUUGGGAAGGGGUCGUGUGGCGUGGUCUCAGAGACUCUCCUACUCUCCAUUGCUGCAUCUUCAGGACAUGGCGCUGAGCAUCCCAGGAACUGUUCCUCUCUGUACCAUUAGCCUUGGAAUUCUACUCAUGGUGUAUGCUCUCCCUGCUGAAGCUGGGCUUUCUCAGAAGCAUGGUCCAGAUAUUGUUGAUGACAGCAAGGACAAUAUCACCAUCUUCACACGUAUUCUGGACCGGCUGUUGGAUGGGUAUGACAAUCGGCUGAGACCUGGACUUGGAGACAGCGUAACUGAAGUCAAGACAGACAUUUAUGUGACGAGUUUCGGCCCUGUCUCAGAUACAGACAUGGAAUACACUAUUGAUGUCUUUUUCCGGCAGUCCUGGAGAGACGAGCGGCUUAAGUUUGAUGGCCCCAUGAAGGUCCUCCCCCUUAACAACUUGCUGGCCAGUAAGAUCUGGACUCCUGACACCUUCUUUCACAAUGGCAAGAAAUCAGUGGCCCACAACAUGACCACACCCAACAAGCUGCUGCGCCUGGUGGACAAUGGCACCCUUUUGUACACCAUGAGGUUAACCAUUCACGCUGAGUGCCCCAUGCACCUGGAGGACUUCCCAAUGGACGUGCAUGCCUGCCCGCUGAAAUUUGGGAGCUAUGCCUACACAAAGACAGAGGUGAUCUACUCCUGGACGUUGGGGAAGGAUAAAUCAGUGGAAGUGGCCAAAGGUGGAUCUCGCCUGAAUCAGUAUGACCUCCUGGGCCAUGUGGUCGGAACAGAGACAGUCCGAUCCAGUACAGGGGAAUAUGUCGUCAUGACCACGCACUUUCACCUCAAGCGGAAGAUUGGGUACUUUGUGAUCCAGACGUACCUGCCCUGCAUUAUGACAGUCAUCCUAUCACAGGUUUCCUUCUGGCUUAACAGGGAGUCUGUUCCCGCCCGGACUGUAUUCGGUGUCACCACCGUUCUCACCAUGACCACACUGAGCAUCAGCGCCAGAAACUCCUUACCGAAAGUGGCGUACGCGACGGCCAUGGAUUGGUUCAUAGCCGUCUGUUACGCCUUUGUGUUUUCUGCGCUGAUCGAGUUUGCUACUGUCAACUACUUCACCAAGCGGAGCUGGGCCUGGGAUGGCAAGAAGGUGCUGGAGGCCCAGGAGAUGAAGAAAAAAGAGCCGGUGGCACUGGCCAAGAAAGCCAACAACACCUACAACAUUGUGGGCACAACGUACGCCCUCAACAUCGCCAAGGAUCCUGGCCUGCCCACCAUCUCCAAGAGUGCUGCCGCCACUGCCACCGCUACUGCCACCAUGCCUCCCAAAGGCCCCCGCGUGGAGGAGAAGCCCCCGGAAAGCAAGAAGACCUACAACAGCGUCAGCAAGGUGGACAAGAUGUCGCGCAUUGUCUUUCCCGUCCUCUUCGCCAUUUUCAACCUUGUCUACUGGGCCACGUAUGUAAACCGGGAAUCGGCCAUCAAGGGCAUGAUCCCCAAACAAUAACGCAGCCACACAAACCUUCCAUCUGUGAAUGCCAUCCAGGCAGGAAUUCUCCGGGGCUUUCUUCUUCUUCUUUGUUUGAUUUAUUAUUAUUAAUAAUAUUAAUUUGACCUAUUUUGAUUAUAUUAGAACAUUUUUAAUGUAAACAAAACUGUGAUAUUUAUUUAACUCCUUUUUGGUUUAUUUUAGUUUAUUUUUUGCUGUUGAUGAUAAAAAAGGAUUAGAAAAAAAUGUGUGCCUCUAACAUCAUGGGUCUGAUGUCCUGUCCCCCCCCUCACCCCGCCCAUGUCUCUCCCCCUCGACUCCCUGUGAAAUGAAAGCUGCUUGCAUGCUGUUUUCAUUCCAUGCUAAGCUUUACUGAGGCCGGCUGGUGUGUUUUUCAACCUCACUCCCACCCUAUGAUAGACUGCCCUGGUUUUGUGGAUCACUAUUGCUUAGAGACUCAUGGAAGCAUAGGGCCUUCAAGGAUGCAAUGACCUCUGUGGACAUCCUGCCAGUUGGGCUGACUUACUGUGUUAUUCUUUGCAGUAGCUUUAUUCUUAGAGCAGCGACUGGUUUGUGAGCUGUUGAGGGAGCUGCAUAGCCUCCACUGCAAGGCAACCUCUGUGUUACCAUAGUCAGUUGCCACAUGCAGCUUUCAUGUUUGAACGCAAUGGGUGAGGCCGUAGCUGUCAUGUAACUGGCUGCAGUGUCAUGUAGACAUCUUCAGGGCUGCCAAUUCUCCAUCUUUGCCCAACCAUCUGCCUUCCAUCCUCCUUCCCUCUCUCUGGGCAGAACUGAGCACCCUGUCAGAGUAUUCUCUUCCACUGCAGUUCUACCACCCUCUCCUAAUGGAGUGAAAACAAGCAGAACAUUAGUUAUUCGUGCCUCCAGUGGACACUUCAUAUGGUGCUUUCCAUUAGACAGAGAGACACAUAAGUGUCCUCAGGGUGAAUCAGUGAUUGACCUCGGUGAGGAGCACCAGAAGCUGAGGAGAGGUUUCCAAAUCCUUGGAAAGUUAUAAGCUGGAAGGGAAUGUGUGGGCUGAUGGGUGGCUUUAUUUUUUUCCUAUUGUUCCAAUCUCCUUGCCUCCUCCUCCUCUUCAUUAACUUUUCCCCUCCCCACUCCCAUUCCUCCAAAAUCAUCCUUUCUCCUGCCACAAGCUACAAGCUUUUACAGACCUCUCCGUCUAAGGGUGAAACAUGACAAGGGAGGUGUCUGGAACUGGACAGGGCCUUAGUGUUAGCAGCAGCAUGGCACCAAGAUGUGCAGUCCCACUGGAGCCCGGCCCAGGAAGCAUCUUUGCUCUGAUAAGGUGGAGCCCUAGUGCAGUGGCAAUGUUGGCCCUUGGCUAUGAAAGAAUAAGACUCUCUCCUUACAAGAGGGAGAGGAGAUCCUGACUUGGGGGCAGGGGCUACAAGGAGUUGUGACGAGUGUAAAUCAGGAAGGACUCUAUUGAAGCCAAUGGAGUUUGGCCAGCGAGGUCAGAACCAGACCUGAAUCCCCAGGCUGCUCCCUUUGAGAGAGCCUCUUACCCCCUCCCACCAGCCAGGGUCAGCCACACCUUUCCCAACAGUUGUGCCAAUAUGCUGGGAUCCCAGCUGUCCUUUCCUCCUCCCGUCCCCUUUCCCACUAGUCUGGACAUACGGGGACACUGCCCAGAUGUCGGGAAUUACAUGCUGCAUCUGGUACACUCUCCUGCCCCCAGCCAGUGAUUCUUUGGUGUCACCUUCAUCUGCCCCCAUGCAGUCAUGUGGCUUCUGCGAGGAGGCUGCUGGCAGCCCGGCUCGCUGCCUGCGAGCAUCAUGUGGCCUCCUUUCUGUGUACACCCAUGUGCAUUUCAGGUGAAAUAGACACCUAUGCAGGGCACUAACACCAGUGGGACUUAAAUGGUGCAUUGGCCUGGUUCUGGCCCUCAGGGAUCAAUUUCACCCUUGGUGGGCAAAGGCUUAAUUGAUUAUUAAGAACAGUACAUGCCCUCCUGCAAUAUUCAUGGGGACUGCAGGAUCAGAGCAGGGAAGCACAGGGAAUUUAGGACUAGACUGUGCAACUGUUACUCAUGUGGAUGAGCUCUUAUUACACAGACAUGCUCCCACAGCUUCUUAUCCCUCCACUGACUCAAUGGCAGCAUUGCACUGGCUGUCCUCUCACAGCCACUGGGACAGGAGCCUAGGAGUGGUCAGACUAGAUCAAACCCAUGCUCCAUCUGCUGCACUAUCCUGUCUCUGACUGUUCCCAGCCCCAGAGAAAGGUGCAAGAACCCCACAGUAGACAGAUGUGGGAUAAUCUGACAUCCACAGGCUUGUGCUCCCUUCCGCUCAGGGGUGAGUGAGGAGCACACAGACCCCGAACGAAUGUGAUAUUUCCUUAAUGCCUGUCAUACCAGAGAGCUGACUCAGCUCCCAGCAAAGGCUCGCCUUACCUGCCGCUGCAGGAAGUGACACUGGGGUGGGGUACAGCAGCUGUAUCACUUUACAUCAAUGACAAACAAUGAAAAGGUGACGAUAACUAGGAUACACCAGGGAGGCUGCAGAGGGCCUUCCAGUUUUGGAAUUUGCCAGGAUGUAGGGGCUAACCCCACAGCUUUUGCAACCUCCUCUACUCUGACACCACUGUCACACCAUUGCUGUCACAAACACCCUUUCUCUAAAUUACCAUAUACCACUAAAGCCAGCCCUAUGGCAAACAGGCUACUCUAACCCCCGGGGCACUGACACCAUUAAGUAUUCCAAGCACUGCUAUUUUAACACCCCUGGAGCUAACAUUAUCUCUGCCCCAAACUCUGCGACUAACACCACAAGGGCUAACUGCUGACAGCCUCUUUCAUGGCCACCAGGGGGCAGCCCUUUGCCAAGGGUCAGUUGGGUGUUUUGGAAAGUAUUUCCAGGUCAUUUUCUUAACUAGCCAAGACAAAGUGAAUGUCAUAAAAUAGUCAUGUGCGAUCAUAGUCAAGCUAAGUGAGUGAAAUAGAAACUCUAUGAAAGCAAAUGCAAUAAAAUGGUAACUAAAGAAUA
This is a messenger RNA of Malaclemys terrapin pileata, 4775 nucleotides long. It is a transcript of the gene GABRA3, whose product is annotated as gamma-aminobutyric acid type A receptor subunit alpha3. NCBI's taxonomy places the organism in Eukaryota, Metazoa, Chordata, Testudines, Emydidae. Gene Ontology annotation, molecular function: inhibitory extracellular ligand-gated monoatomic ion channel activity; GABA-gated chloride ion channel activity; benzodiazepine receptor activity. The transcript has 10 exons. Bases 361 to 1785 code for a protein of 474 amino acids. Gene Ontology annotation, cellular component: postsynapse; GABA-A receptor complex; neuron projection. The record is from RefSeq and is a predicted model, not a curated record. Gene Ontology annotation, biological process: chloride transport; signal transduction; monoatomic ion transmembrane transport.